AUGGCACUGGACUCCGUAGGUUGCUCAGGGGACGCAAAGGGGAGGCAGGUAUAUCCCUCAGUGGACGCACAGAUCGCUCGCAGCUUUACAGCAAGCGGCAGUGGAUACUGGGAUAUGAAGUCAAAUGACCAUGGGGAUGUGUUAGUCCACCGCGCAACUGUAGCCAAGGAGAUCUGCAGGGCUCAUAACAUCAGCAGGCUUCCCAUGGCUGAUCUGGUCCAAGUUCUACAGCGGCCGUCCAGUUAUAAGGGGAUGGAUGGACGGUACAUAACAUGGCUGAUUAAUGAUGAUAGGGCGCGCUUUCUUUACUGCGUAGUCCCUAAGACAGGUUCCACCAACCUACGGAGAAUCUUGGCGGAACUAAAGCAGAGACCACAGAACGUAACACGAGCAUUCAACUGGACUCGGAUGGCGGCAAAGGAAUCCUGGUUCUAUAGGUUUGACUUUCUCUCGUCAAGAUCAGCAGACCAAAUUUCAGAAAUCCUCAAUAGGCCAAAUUAUACCAAGAUCCUGACUGUACGGCAUCCUAUAGAACGGAUCAUAUCUUUAUACCGGAUGCUUUUUGAAGGAGAUCAUUUCGAGAACAAAACGGUUAACUUUCUUCAAAGUGUCACCGAUGGUAUGGUGCAAAUGAUAAGGGGAAGGUUAAAAAUGCCAAACUUGACAUCCGAAAAUGUCACAUUUACACACCUCGUUCGAUACAUUAUUGACCACGACCAGUGCAUCAAGCAGGCGAGAUGUAGAACAAACUGGUACGAGGCGCAAUGGUCUCCCGUCUGGAGGAUGUGCCGCGUCUGCUCCGUGGAUUACGACAUCGUUAUUCGACUAGAGACUUACGACAUGGACCUGCCUUACCUGCUGCACAGGGCCAACUUCUCCAGCACUCUCCAUUAUCCAGAUUAUUACAAACGAACCAGUAAGGAUCUCACAGACAGGUAUUUAAGACAACUAACCAAGGAACAGAUAGACGGCUUGUAUGAAGUGUAUAAAAUGGACUACAAGUUGUUCGGAUACAGUCAUACCAGACCAGAUGUAUUCAAGGAUAAGUGGCAGGAGUAG
Molecule: messenger RNA, 1059 nt
Organism: Lingula anatina
Lineage: Eukaryota; Metazoa; Brachiopoda; Lingulata; Lingulida; Lingulidae
Product: carbohydrate sulfotransferase 11-like
Biological process (GO): carbohydrate biosynthetic process
Cellular component (GO): membrane
Molecular function (GO): sulfotransferase activity
Source: RefSeq, a predicted model, not a curated record